CAGGAUCAAGUCGGUGGUAACAAACAGAAUUGCAUCAUAAUCCGUCACGGAAGACGACUGAGAGCCGGUCAGUGAAAAAGCAGAUCGUUUAAAAACCCUCUGACUUCAUGAAAAUGAUGUCCAGAAGUCGGUUGUACAUCUUAUGAUUACUAUCCAGAGGCUAACCAACUCGUAAGUCCUUCAAAUACCCUCUAAGCUGAUGCUGGAGCUCUUCCAAGAACUGAGUCACUCUUGGAGUCAUCGACGGAGAGUGAAAGGACGAGGACGUCCUCGCGGCGACGAGGAAAAUUGCUCAGUCAAAGUCAUAUGAAGUGUCCUCGGAAGGUACAACCUUGAGCCGAACUAUUUGCAUGAACUCCUUUCGGCUGCUGACAGCUCGAAGUCACACUGAAGACGGAGCAGAGUUCAAGAUCCUACUUCUGCGUAGCUGCUUCUCCUAUCCUACUCACACCACCAUGAAGGUGCAGCUCGAAAGAAAGCUAGCAGACAACAUUCCAUGCCCCAAAUUUUACUCACUCCCGCCCCUCAUCAUAACGGAAGUUUCCAAGUCAAGAGGACAGAGGUCAUGGAGCGAGCCACCGCGAAUCAAGCUGUAACUUAAAACUCCAGCAGUGUCCUGAAUGUCACCGCACUGUUCAGGUCUUCGAUGAGCUGCAACUUUUUCCAAGCUUGUGCCUCGUACUUGCCUUCUACCAUCUGUUUACAGAUAUCUGAACUCCAACUGUUACAGAGCAGCAACUGUUCUACUUACCCCAAGAAGCUUAACGUUUCCCUCGAUGAGCUAGAAGAAAUUCGACUCGCAUAGAGGUAUUACCACUUCAGUCUUAGUCCUACUUCUGCCUGUGAGGAGCAUACCUACCUUGCUGUCAGUGAGGAGCGGAGGUCAUGUCGAGAACUACCCCGAGUUGAGCUGUUGGCACGCUUGGAUUAAAUUUUAAAAAAAAAGAGCUCAGAUCCAACUCUUCGUGAAGGAUGUAGUGGUGGUGCAUCACUCGCGCCCCACAUUCUCGUCGUAAUAAUAGUCCUCUUGUACCUGAUGCACAACGAGAAACUUCUCCCCCAGGAGCGGUAACAUGCCUGACGCACCUGGCUCGCUCUGGCUCCUAUGCCAGCAAAAAUAAGAUUCCUUAGCCAGGGCUACAGAUCGUGGGCAGACCUACCUGAAUCUAAGCUGUUGACAUGAACUUGAGCGCAAACGGACAGCACCGUCACGAAGGCGGUCUUCUUUACACUCUCCUGGUCUUAGCUCAAGUUUCUGGUCUCGUAUUGUCACUCGUAGUUUGUGUCACACUGUUGAGCACGCCAGAUCUGCAAUGGACUCUUGCUGACAGUUCAUACCUUCUAUCCCAGGUCAUUCGUGGUCGAAAUGAGAGAUCAUGGCGAUGGUUUCAGUUUAAGCUGUUGCUCACAGCAAAGUUUCUAUAGUUUUACAAUGAAACUGUUGCAAUCCAUGUCAUACAGAAUCUACACCUCAGUUCAUUGGGGUCUUAGUACUGUCACUCGUACUAUGCAUGAUUUUCUCAUACUCAAGACAUAACAAUGGUCCAUCUUCGAACUUGGUUGAUAACAAACACCGCCAAAUUGACUUGCAGAAGCUGCGAGCUGCCGUGACUGAAGUAUCACGGAGUUAUGAUAUCUGCUGGCUUGAGUCAAGCCUCUGGCACGACUUUCGAAGCUUUGGUAAAAAUGACAGCUCGAACGUUGAGUUGGGCUCACUCAGACAAUUUCUCCGCAACAGCUACUUCAUAUUCUACAACCUCAGCUUGAGCUCUCAGCUCUAGCUGUUAUAAUUGAGACCUGAUUCUUCCAUCAGGCGCUACUAACUCCUUGGCAUUGAAGAAAGCGGAAGGUCCUGGGUAGUUAGAAAUGCAGUGUGUGUGAAAAGGUUGAAGCUAUAGGUUAACUCUUGUAUCUAAAUAAAGAUCACUCAGAUGACGCAGAUUCAGACGUAGUCUCGAGCUGAAUCUCAAUCCCUGUCAGUUACGAGCCCUUCAACAAUCAUAUGUGACCGUGUAUAUGUGUUAGGCCCAAGUUCAUCCGUGGUGUACUGAGGCAAUUGUCUCCUUCCAUGCAUAUCCAAACAUAUCAUGUACAAACGACGAUCAUCACGUUCGGACAGGAAAAGAAGAGCUGAGAAGCUAAAGUAUAAUAGAACCGUUAUAGCUGAACCCAUACUGAAGCGUGUUCUGAUCCGUCUAUAUUCUCUCAGUCACUUCCAGUGCUCAGUCAUGCAUAAUCAGCGGUUCCGCGUGCUUACUUUGAUGCGUCGUGACGAAUCUUUCGGACCUCUCCCACGACAGUUCGGGCAUGGGUAUCACUCUCAGUUGGUCAGCAUGUUCAUGAGGAUAACUGGCUGUCGAACAUGUGAAUGAUAAAAACUACUGUUUUUCACUGGAAGAUGUUAC
Marchantia polymorpha subsp. ruderalis is the source of this 2405-nucleotide messenger RNA. Lineage: Eukaryota; Viridiplantae; Streptophyta; Marchantiopsida; Marchantiales; Marchantiaceae. The record is from the annotation of a GenBank genome assembly.